Messenger RNA from Falco peregrinus (peregrine falcon), 7271 nucleotides. RefSeq names its product CD58 molecule (gene CD58). The transcript is spliced from 9 exons. Lineage: Eukaryota; Metazoa; Chordata; Aves; Falconiformes; Falconidae. The record is from RefSeq and is a predicted model, not a curated record. Bases 88 to 1002 code for a protein of 304 amino acids.
GGCGGGAGGCAGGGCCAGCCCGCCCUCGCCCUUUUAGACUUCUACCGGAGCACACCCAUCAGUAGAGCCGCUCCGGGGUGCGGAGCGAUGAGGUCGUCGCUUUCGCUGGGGUGGCUUCUGUGCUUUGGGGCCUUUCUGGCACACAUCUACUGUGAGGACGUGUUUGGCAUCGUGGGAGAAAAUUUUACUUUUCCAGUAAAAAUAGACCAAAAAAUAAUGGAAAUUAUUUGGACGAAAAACAAGGAUAAAGUGGCUGAAUGGGAAGGGCAAAACAAACCAACAUAUUUUAAUUCUCUCUGUAACAGAGGUUUGCUUAAUGAGGAGAAUGGGUGCUUGACUAUAUUUAACUUGGAGAACAAUGACACUGGCACAUACAUGUUAGACUACGUGGAUUCCAUGAAGAAAAGUUAUGUUUUAACCUUCAUACUUGCUGUAUUAGCUCCACCUUCAGAACCUGAAAUAAGGUGCAAUAUCAGCGGUGAUAACCUUGUGUUAGUAUGUAUAUCAGAUUUCCAGAAGACUCUGCAUUACACUUGGAAUUUCAGUCGCUUGCCAGCCACUCAUCACACCCAGGAAGUUGUGAUAUCUAAGAAGGACGUUGAUGCCUCCGAGAGAGCUGCAUGUUUCAUUAGAUUCUCUCAAACGGAAAAGAGCUCUGAAAUCUCUUUGACUCAAUGCUUUUCAGGUAGAGAAGGAAUCGGCUAUCACAACAGAAGCAGAUAUACUCUUAUACCAGCUUUUGUUGUCUUCAUGCUAUCUGUAGUAAUAGUAGGGUUCCUAUACAGCAGAGGUAGACGUAAAUGUCUGACAGGAAGAGUUGCUUGGAAUAGUCCAGUCCAUGGCUCAGACAUUUCUGGGAAGGAGAACAGCAGCUUGCUGGCCAAGCAUGCAGAUGACAAUGGUAUAAAUGAAGGAGAAGUGACCCAGGAUGCAGAAGGUGGAAAUGGGGAGCAGCUGAGCAACCCUCCCUGCUGCAGUACAGAAGGUUGGAAUGAUGCUUGAGCUGGACACUAGUGGAAGGGAGAGGUAGUGCUGUCAAAAUAAGAGCAAAGACUGAAUGACACAGUGCCUUGGCACAUCCAGUUGCUUCCCCUUACGCUGUUGCUUUGCGCACCAAGAUGGAAACACUGAUCAAUGGAAGAGAAGCGGUAGGAUUCAGCGGAGAAGGAGCUGCUGUCUUUUCUCUUGGAGAAUUUCCACGAGCACUGAAGUCCACCCAUAAAGUACAUCCAUAAAGAAGGGCUUUGAAGACUAGCUGAGCUGUUUCCAAUGCCUGUUUUUCUGAGAGGGGACAGCCUCCAUUUCUACUGUCACUGCAUGAAUAUAAAUAGGCCAAAUCAUGGACAAAAUCUUUUGUGUUAUUUUGUAUCUGGUUUUAACAGUGUUCUACUAACAUGAAAUGUAAGAACUAAGGUGUUUUUUAUAACUGGUUUUUAGAGAUUAACAAAGUCAUAUCCAUUUGCAUGAAUGUGGAUAAAUAGAAAACUAAUCAGCUUUUUAUGCAAUUUUGGAUCAGUAGUGUAGUCAGAAGACUGUUCAUCCUGCAGCAGUUUUGAAGUUUCCAUUUGCUAGUCUCAGUUCUCCAGUAGGAACUCAGUGCUCCAGACAAAUAUUCUCCAAGAUAACUAAUCUCCUGGAGAUGGCAGAAGAGUGGCACACUGAUCGUCUGAUGGUGGUUGACUUUGUGGUAGAGCUACAAUUCAGUUUGUUGUUGCAUUGGAACAGAGCUGCUUCUAUUAGCAGUGGUUUGGGGGGUUUCCUGAAAUUUCUAAUAUUUUUUGCACUUUUAGGGUGUGGGGGGGUUUAUGCCUUAUCUUUUGCUUCACAUUGUGCUAAAAGAAUGUCAAUCUACCCAUUUCUAAAGAAUAAUGAUAUAUUUUUAGGUUGCUUGUGACUGGAAGACAAACUUGAAAACUGAGGUCAUAUAUACACUGAACUUCAAAAAGAAUCAAGAAUGCCAUGUAUUAAUGUUUUCAGAACAUCAGGCUAUAAAGUCUGUUUUGUGACUCCUGCAUGCUGAUUGCUUAUGAAAGCUGAGAGCCAUUUCAGUUGAUUUUGAACUUGGUAUGUGUAAAGAAUCAUGAAGGUUUGACAAUGAUAACCAGAGAUCAGAAACUCCCCCUUCACUCUUGUUUCAACUUAUGCCUCUCUUGUUCACCCACCAGCCACUACUAUGAAGAACAUGUUUCCAUCUUCUUGAUGAUCAGCUUUUGUAGGUACAGGAAUGCUGUAGGUACCCUCUCAAAGCCUACUUUUCUCCAGGCUUGAACAAAUACAGUGCCUUCAACUUCCCCUCACAGUACAAUGCUCUGACCAUCUUGGUAGCCCUUCACAGAACCUGCUCCAAUUUUAUUGAUAUGUGUCUUCCUGAAGGGGUCCAAAAGUAGAUGCAAUAUUCUAAAUGCAGUCUGGUGUGUGCUGAGUAGAGUGGUAUAAUCACUACCCACAAUCUGCUGGCUACGUUCCUGGUAAUACAGCCCAGGAUGCUGUUGACUGCCUUUGCUGCCAGGAAACACUGCUGGCUCAUGUUUGGCUUGCUGCUUACUGAGAUCCUCCUGCUUCUUUUUAGCAGAACUGCUGCCCUGCCAGCCAGACCCUAGCUUGUAUCAUUGCAAGUGGUUCCUCUUCCCAGAGCUUUACAUUUGUCCUUAUUUAAUUUACCUGUCUAGGUCUCUCUGACAGCCUGGCCCUUUAGCAUGUUGACUGAUUUUCCCGUCUGGUGUCACCUGCAAACUCAACAAGACUGCACUUUAUCUCCUCCUCCGGACCACUGGUGGAGAUAUUAGACCAGCUCCUGCAUAGACCCUUGUAGUACUCUGCUUGCCUCAGCCAUCCAGGUAGAAUACAACCUGUUAGCCGCCAUCGUCUCAGCCCAAUCAUCCACCCAGUUCUUUACUUGUAGGGGAGUGAAGACAGUGGGUUGACUGACAUUGAUAUUAUGCAGCUGUGGCUUUGCUUUGACGAUGUGCAGCUGUGAUCCUACAGCAAAGUGGUUAAAUAGCUCUGAGGAGUGUGAGAAAAAAUACCUAGAUGAAGCAGAGACAAGGAGGAGUGUGGUCUGGCCUCUGGAGGAUGGAGAAACAGCAUGGACAGUAAAGUUCAACCAAUGGUAAAGCUUUUUGCUGCUUACUAUAUUAUUUGUGUUGCAUUAUUUCCUGACCGCUGUAACUCAGUUGCAACAUUUACCUAUCUAUAGAAUCAUAGAAUGGUUUGGGUUGGAAGGGAUCUUUGAAGAUUGUCUAGUCCAACCCCCCUGCCAUGGACAAGAACAUCUUUUGCUAGGUCAGGUUGUUCAAAGCCCUGUCCAUCCUGACCUUGAACACUCCCAAUGAUGGGGCAUCCACAGCUUUUCUGGGCACCCUGUUCCAGUGUCUCACCACCCUUGCAUCCUUAUGUCAUCCUUAUGUCCAACCUAAAUCUAUCCUAUUUCAGUUUAGGACCGUUGCCCCUUGUCCUGUCACUACUGGUCUUGGUAGUUGACUUUCUCUGUCUUAUAAGCCUCCUUUAUGUAUUGGAAGGCUAUAAUAAGGUCUCCCCGAAGCCUUCUUUUCUCCAGGCUGAACAACUCUCUCAGCUUGUCUUCAUAGGAGAAGUGUUCCAUCCCAAUGAUCAUCUUCAUGGCCUCCUCUGGACCCCUCUAACAGGUCCGUGUAUUACUUGUGUUGUGAUGAUACUCCAGGUAGUCUCACAAGAGCAGAGUUGAGUGAAAUAGUCACCUCCCUGCUGGCCACGUUUCUUUUGAUGCACCCCAGGAUAAAAUUUGUCUGCAAGUGCACAUCACCAGCUCAUAUCUAAUUUUUUUUGUCCAUCAGUAUAUAUCAAAGUCCUCUUACACAAGGCUGCUUUCAAUCCAUUCAUCCCCCACCCCGUACUGAUACUGGGGAUUGCCCUGACCCAUGUGCAAGAGUUUGCACUUAGCCUUGUUGAACUUCAUAAGGUGCACAUGGGUUCACUUUUCAGGCCUGUCGAGGUCCCUCUGGAUGGCAUCCCUUCCCUCGAGUGUAUCAACAGCACCGCUCAGCUUGGUGCCAUCUGUGAACUUGCUAAGAGUGCAUUUGAUCCCAUUAUCUAUGUCAUUGCUGAAGAUACUAGAUCGUAUUGGUCCCAGUGCAGACCCUUAAGGGACCUCACUUACUACUAGUUUCUACUUGGACAUUGAGCCGUUGACUGCAAUUGGACGUGGCCAUCCAGCCAAUUCCUUGUCCACCCAACAGUUCAUCUAGUUCACCCAUUCAAGCCAUAAUGUUUUAACUUGAAUACAGAAACACUGUGGGAGACUGUGUCAAAGUUUUUCUAAAGACAAGGUGUAAAAAUACUGCUUUCCCCUCAUCCAUAAAUCUACUAGAAGAUUAUCAUCAUUGUAGAAGACAGUUGGGUUAGUUAGGAAUGUUUUACCCUUACUUAAACGUAUGUUGACUGUUCCCAACCGCUUUCUCCUUCAUGAGCCCAGAAAUGUGUCCCAAGAGGACCAGCUCCAAGAUUCUUCCAGGGAUGAAAGUGACACUGACCAGCCUGUAGGUCCCCAGGUUGACCUUUUGGUGCUUUUUAAAAAUAGAUAGACUAGAAAAGCUACAAAGCUAGUCGGGGACUUCCUCAAUCUUCAUGACCUUUUAAAGGUGAUAGCACUCAGUGACAUCAGCCAGCUCCUCUGGCACCCUUGAACAUGUCUGUUCAAGUUCCAUGAACUGGUGCGGAUCAAGUUUUGCCAAGUAAUCCCUGAAUUCUGGUAGUUUUUUUCUUGAGCCCUUUGACAAAGCACAGAGCCUGUGAGACUUUGUUAAUGAAGACUGAGGCAAGGAACACAUCAAGUAACUAAGCCUUCUCUAUCUGAUAUCCUUAAAUCACCCCGCUGUUCAGUAAUGGGCCUGUAAAUUCCUUCUUUUUAAUGUAGAAGGUGAUACAGCUCUUGUUGCCCUUGAUGUUCUUUGCAAGUCUAAAUAGAGCUGAGCCUUGGCUUUCCUGACACCAUGCCUGCUGCCCAGGCAGUGUUCCUGCAUUCCUCCAUUGCAGCCUGCCCCUGCUUCCACAUCUAGUAGAAGCAAUUUUCCCACCGCAGCCCUGCCAGGAGCUCCCUGCUUAGCCAAGCUCAUUUCCUGACUUGCCUGCCUGUUUUCCUGACUAUGGGGGUGGCCUGUGCUCAGGCUUGGUGAAAGGUCUCCCCAAAAGGCCUGAUGGCUCCCUUGAGCUCCACUGCUCUUCGGAACCGUCUCCCAUGAGAUCCUGCCUACCAUCUUCCUGGGUAAGUGGAAAUCUGCUCUCCACAGGGCCUGUGCUCUGAUGCUUCCUCACGCCUCUCAGGAUCUGGACUUGUUUCUCGAUUAUCACAGCCAAGGCAGCCACUCAUGCCCACAUCCCCAUGCAGCCCUCCCCUGUCAGUGAGCAGCAGGUACAGCUGCACACCAGCCCUCGGUGGUGCACGCGGAGGCCUGCGUGAAGAAGUUGUCCCUGAUGCUGCCCAGAAAUCCUCCUGACUGCUUGAAUUGCUGUGCUGCCUUUCCAGCAGAUGUCAGAAGUUUCUCCGUCUGUGCCGGAGUCUGUCAGUUAGAGGCUUCUUUGUGCUGUUUGAAGAAGCCUUUACUUCCCUCCUUACAGGUCUGGUGGCUGGUAGCAUGCUUCAACCAUGUCAUCGUCCCUGCUGGCCUUUCCUGUGAUCCUGAUGCACGAGCUCUCAGCCAGCCUGUCACCUGCUCUGUAUCAAAGCUCCGUACACUCAAGCUGCUCUGCCCAGAGAGGGCAGCUUCUCUUUUCCUCCCUCUGUGACCUCCCUGCAGAGCUUCUACACACCCACUGCAGUGCUUCCAUCACGCAGGCUGGCUCACCCAGUCUCAGUUAUUCCAGCAGUGUUGCGGUUAACUUGUGGAGAAUAAUUAAUUCUUCUUGCUUGCUUUCCAUGUUGCAUGUAUUUAUGUAUGUACCUUCAUGGCUCCUUCUGCCAAUUUGUUGGGGGUUUUUUUUCUGACAUCCAUUUUGUUCGUGUCACUUUGUACCCCUUUGGACCCCUAUCCACUGCUACAUAACUAGUAGUUGUUAACAGUGUGGGAAGGAUCACAGGUGACUUAUGCCCAUACCUUGCCCUGUGUUAGGAAUCCAAACCCUACAUAAAACUUGAGAUCUUUUCUUAUCAUUACACAUACUAUUUAAAUGUUUACUUCUACUUGCACAAUUUCUCCUGGUUUUGCAGCUGCAUUGCAGGAUUUGUUAGAGCUAGACCACCUUACCUCUGCUGUGUCUGUAAAUUUGGUCAUUAUUUAUUUUUUAAAAAAUAAGAUAUAAAAAAUUCUGCUGUAUUUUUUUUGUAAUAUAUACCUACAGUUUUUAUUUAACCUUAAAAGUCAGUAACUGAUCCCCAAAAUAAUCUUUAACCCAAAGUGAUUUAUUUUAUAUAUAGAUAUAUUUUUAAGUCACAGCUCCUGAGCCAAGUGUCCUUCUCCACUCACCUUCAACAGGUUUAUUGGGAUGAUGCUGUCUACUUCUUAGUAACUUUUACCAAAUUUCACACAAAGAUGUCCUUUGUUAUGUGUAUUGUGGUAAGUGAACCUGUACCUUGUUUUCCUGCUUGGACAAAGGCUUGCUUUCUGGUAUUAGUUUGAGAAAUAAUGGUCAAAAAAGAAUGAUUGUUUGGGUGAACUGGCUGAAAUUGCUCCCAGAAACAAUACCAAUUCAUCUAAUAUGCUGCAUUCAUCCUGUACAUUUUAAUACUAAAUACUAUGCAAAAGUCUCACAUAGGGUGUGACUGAAAAUUCCUUGGCACCUGAUAUCACCAACUUUGUUUCCAAAGCAAAAAGCGACAGCCUUCAAAAAUAGUAAACAGUUAUGACUGACUGACUACAGUUGCCAGAAUUCUUCAGCACAAGUCAUGAAAUUCUGGAGCUUUAUCAGAAGUAGAAAAACCCACUUAUGUGGCAGGCUGAUGUAAGACCAAGAACCACAGUCUCUCCAGUGCCUCACUGCCUGCUUUUACCCACUCGCUUUGCACAGUGUCUGCUGUGCAUGAUAAAUUUCUGCCCACUGGUUAGAAGUAUAGACCUUGCAGUUUUCAAACCAAGAGUGAAGCUCGGGGCUUUUUUUGUUGGUAUUGUUUCUUCGGGGUUUAUGAUUAGACGGUUAUUUUUUUCGUAUGAAUGUGAAGCCAGACAUUUGGGAGAAUAAAUAGGUCUAAUUUCCUGCCAGUUUUGGUGACAGCAUUUGCAGUGCCAUUCCCAUUGUCCCUCUCUCCAAAUGUCUCCUGUACAGUAACUAAAGAAGAAUAAAUAUUUUUUUCCAUGAAAAAA